GUCCAUUUUUGUGCACAAUCUGAGCGCCAAUUAGGGAGAAUUUACUGCAUUCACAAGAAUGAAACAAAAAUAGGAGAAUCUUGUUCGAUGCGCUUAAUAAAUGACUCAAGAUCGGAAAUGUUAUUUACUUUUAAUCCUAAAAUUGUGAUUUAGACUUUUGUGGUUUUGUGUGUCUUUCGAUCAACAAUUAUAUUUGCUGACUGCUCGAGAUGCACGGAUCCAUCGUCCUUGGUUCUUUGAAACCCCUUGUCGAAGCAACUAGCCCCCGGAUACUCUUCACCGUCGGACUUUACGGACGCCGAGCUACCCUCGGGCUCCUAAGGGCAAACCUGCGAGUCUGCGACAGACGACUGAUUUCAAAAAAGCUCUGUUAUCGAGACAUAAAACACCAGUAUUGCACGGUCUAUCCUAUCUUAUAAUUUCAUCGUCCUAUUUCAUCUAUUGCGAAUCCUCUUGCGAAAUCAAAAUUGUCCACGCCAAGACAGAACAGCCUGUGAACCAGCCUUUACGUUGGAGACCGAAUCGUCAUAGCAACGGAUCGCUCGCCUUUGGUUUCAAACAAAUAGCACACCCCUAGCACAGCAGUCGUUUUAGUUAUUUCACGCCGAGCAUCAUGUCGAAGGAACUGAGCAUGGACACUGCCAAGAACAGCAUCAAUCAUACUUUACGCGCAAAGGAGGGAACGCGUGCGAGACUACGACGUCAACAUCUGCUUUAUCUGAUAGCUGAUUAUUUAGAAAAUCGGGGGUUCAUAAGAUCAGCUGCUACCAUUACAACGGAGGCUCAGUUAUCCAACAACGUGCACGUCUGUGACAACAUCAAUCUCGAGAUGAUCCUAAUCGAUUACGAGAAUUAUUAUGACAUGAGGUACAACAAGUUGCCUGUUUUGUGCAAGAACGCCGAGGCGGCUACUGCCGGAAAUACAAUGAGUCGAACGAACGUAGCCGAGAGCAACGGCAAGCAAAACGACGGUAAAAUUGGCAAGAAAAGCAAGUGGAAGCCGGAGGAGAAUUCUAACGAAGUGGUGUUCCCAUUGUUAGUGAAACAGAUAUUCGUCGAUCAACAGUCGAACAUAAAGCAACCAAGCGAAGCCGCGUUGCCAUCAAUGCACGAGACCAUCAGUGAUCUUUAUGGGGAUAACUCCGAAAUGCAAAAAAUAGCAGAAUCGAUCUCAAGGGAGAUUUUGGAAGGAAACUUGAACGUACUCUGGGACCACGUGAAAGGCUUAGAGGAAUGCAAAGAAACAAUUAAAGAGGCCAUUGUGUACCCCUUUAAGUAUCCAACGCUUUUCCGCGGUCAGUGGUCCUGGAAAGGCAUACUAAUGUACGGCCCACCGGGUACAGGAAAAACGAUGCUGGCCAGGGCAGCCGCAACCGAGUGCAGCUGUACAUUCUUCAACGUGUCAGCCAGCUCGUUGAUCAGCAAAUGGCGGGGGGACUCUGAAAAAUACGUUCGCGCUCUUUUCGAUCUCGCCUACGCACGAGCACCCACGAUUAUCUUUGUCGAUGAAAUUGACUGGAUAGCAACAAGUGCAGAUUGCUCAUCCGAACCAGCUAGGAGAUUUCGAGCAGAACUGCUCGCCAGGAUGGACGGAUUGAUGACCACCGAUGACCGUAAUGUUGUACUGUUGGCUGCCACUAAUGUGCCGUGGAAUCUAGAUGCAGCACUGCUGAGACGUAUAGAUAGAAGCAUUUCCGUACACAUGCCUAAUAGCAAGAUCAUACUCGACAUGCUCAAGACUUACACUUCGUCGGUGAUAGAUGAACAGAAGUUGCGGGACUUUGUAGAUAGAAAGUUAUGUAAUUAUUCUGGAUCUGAUAUCAAAAAACUUUGCAAACAAGCAUGGAUUCAUCAGGUUACUCCAGUAAUCAAGAGUUUAGAGGAAAACCAAGUACUAUUAACGGAUGUUACUUAUGAAAUAACGUCUUUGAAAUAUUUGGAAAUGGCAGCGAGAAAUAUAUAUCCUGCAGUCGGGGAAAAAGAGAUAUCUGCAUUUUAUGACUGGCAAAAAAAUAGAAUAAGAGCCUAAAAUAAUUAUUCAAUCACAACAAACACUUAUACAAUCAACAGUUUUUUCUUUUUUCUUGAUUCCUUUUAGCUUGUUUCAAGCCUUGAUAAUAACCUGUAAAAAUUACCAGAAUCAAUCUCGUAAUAUCAGAAAUUCGAGAACAAAGUAUCUACCUGUAUGAAAACCACUGAUGUAUCAUGACAUUAGCAUACUCGAGAGUGCGUCCGCAUCAUUGUCUGGAAGUCUAAAAUAUUUAUCUGUUAAAUCAUCAUAUCCAUCUAAAAUGAUAAUUGUAAUAAUCAUAUGUUCUAUGCUGCCUGCUAAAAUUGAAUCCCUGGUAACAAAAAUUCGUGUAAUAAAUUAAUCCACGAAUUAUCGUCUACCUACUUAGUCAUUAAUUGCGGUGGCAAUGGAGGUGCAGGCGGCAUUGAAUCUAUUGCCGAAGCGAAAGACGGACCAGCCAUAAAGUUUUGCCUGUAUACUUUUGCGUCUUCUCCGUCGCAUUCCAAUUUUUCUCCAGUACAGCUUUUCGAACUUGCAGUUGCGAAAUUCGCAUCUUUUGUUUGCGCAAUUUUCCUGUUCUGUUUCUCUGCGAAGGCCUGUCCUUGCUGAACUAUCUGACUCGGUAUCAUGGGACUCUGAAAGAGAGCUCAACUUCACUUUCUUCGUGUUAUCGUAUCUUUACCAUUAAAAUCAUCCAUGUAGCACACUAUAGACGUUCAAUUUCAUACGUCUACUAAAAGACAAUCCCUACAAAAUUAUUACCUACAAAUUUUACAAUGUACGUUUCGCUGUUCUCUUGUAGAUUUUCGAUAUUACAGCUUCAUAAAUAUCCCCAUCUUCUGAAUAUCUCGCAUGUUAAGGUUCUCCUAUAAUCCAUUUUUGUUCGGGGAAAAUGUACGUUUAAGUCAAUGUAAUUGUUCAAAAAGGCCAUUGUUGUACAUUUUUAAUCGUUAUGGUAAUUGUAUUCAAAGAUUAUUUUCUAAUAAUUAGAUUAAACAAGUUUUUCAAACAAGAUUUCUUCUAGCAAAAAUGAAAGAAACUAAAAUAAACUAAAUUUUGUAGAGAAGACUAUGUAUAAAAGUCUGCACUCUAGCGAAAUAAAAAUUGUCCACGCCAAGACACAAUAGCCAUAAGUCCCUUUAUUCUUCUUUAUGGUAGUCAUUCUAUCAACUCUGUAAGAAAAUAUAAAUCUUCAUUUAGUUUAACAAUUAAGUAUUGGAUUUUUAUUUGAAAAUAAAUUACAGAACAAGUAAA
Messenger RNA from Megalopta genalis, 3265 nucleotides. RefSeq names its product katanin p60 ATPase-containing subunit A-like 2. Gene Ontology annotation, molecular function: protein binding; ATP binding; ATP hydrolysis activity. NCBI's taxonomy places the organism in Eukaryota, Metazoa, Arthropoda, Insecta, Hymenoptera, Halictidae. The record is from RefSeq and is a predicted model, not a curated record.